This is a messenger RNA of Drosophila rhopaloa, 4283 nucleotides long. Its product is annotated as mannosyl-oligosaccharide alpha-1,2-mannosidase IA. Gene Ontology annotation, biological process: N-glycan processing; carbohydrate metabolic process. Gene Ontology annotation, cellular component: endoplasmic reticulum; Golgi membrane. The transcript has 7 exons. The record is from RefSeq and is a predicted model, not a curated record. NCBI's taxonomy places the organism in Eukaryota, Metazoa, Arthropoda, Insecta, Diptera, Drosophilidae. Gene Ontology annotation, molecular function: calcium ion binding; mannosyl-oligosaccharide 1,2-alpha-mannosidase activity. Bases 605 to 2632 code for a protein of 675 amino acids.
CCCCUCUCUUCUUGGCCUGCAGUUUAUGCAUAGCAACGAAAUCGUUAUUUAUUCCAAAUCACAAAAGUGAUAAUAAACACAAAUACACCUUAAAAAGUGCGAAUAAUUCAAAUUAUUAACAAAUUUAAGUACUGAGAGUUUAUGGCUUAAAAACGUCUACAAUAAAACUAUUAAUGAGGUGCUUUAAAUAAAUAAAUAUGGUAAUAAUAAUUUAUUAUUCGAUAUCAUCGACGUUAGCAUCGAAGAUUUUCCACCUCUAAGCGCCUCCAAGCUGUUUAUUUAGUCGUCUCCAAACUCAAAAAAGUGUAAAUUCAUAGAACCAAACGCGAUUGUCUAAAACGCCCCGAUGGUUUGACGGCUAAGCUGCAAAUCGACGUGCGGUUUGUGUAAAGAUAUAAAUUGUGGCAGCAUCAACUUCACCAGAUAUAAAAAUAAAUUAAAAGUCUCCCGCAAAAAAAAAACCAAAACAAAAUCAAGACUCCUGUAAAACCAGAAAACCCCAAACGUUAAAUGCACUCAAAGACUUAAGUGAAACAAUAAAAAAACAAUCAAUCAGUCGAAUAGAAUUAAAACAUACGCCACGAUAACGCCAACUAAAUCCACCAUGUACCGCAUCAGUCCAAUUGGACGGAAAUCAAACUUCCACUCGCGCGAGAAAUGUCUGAUUGGACUCGUCCUUGUAACGCUGUGCUUCCUCUGCUUCGGCGGCAUCUUCCUGCUGCCGGAUAACUUCGGCAGCGAUCGCGUUCUGCGCGUCUACAAGCACUUCCAGAAGGCCGGACCCGAGAUCUUCAUUCCCGCUCCGCCCCUCGCCGGCCACGCCCCCCAUCGCAACGAGGAUCCACAUUUCAUUGGCGAUCGCCAGCGUUUGGAGCGAAAGAUCCGUGCGGAAUUGGGUGAAAUCCUGGAUGAACCACCGGCAGCCGGGGGCGCAGAGUCUGGAGCGGCGGGUGGCGGCGGAGCAGGGCAGGCGAUGGCCCAACAGGCUCAGGCUCCCGCUCCCGUGGCCGCUCUAGCGGAUCAGCAGGAGGAUCAGCAGCGGGGCGCCGGCGACGAGGGUCAGCACGCCGCCAUUCCCGUUUUGGCCGCUCCAGUUCAGGGAGACAACGGCGACAGUCAGGCCUCCCAACCACAGAGUUCCGCCCAGCACAAUCAACCUCAAUUGCCAUUGGGAGGCGGCGGAAAUGAUCAGGCACCGGACACACUGGAUGCCACGCUGGAGGAGCGACGUCAGAAGAUCAAAGAGAUGAUGGAGCAUGCGUGGCACAACUACAAACUGUAUGCGUGGGGCAAAAAUGAACUGCGUCCGCUGUCGCAGCGUCCCCAUUCGGGCAGUAUCUUUGGAUCCUACGAUCUGGGCGCCACCAUUGUCGACGGCCUGGAUACCCUGUAUAUCAUGGGACUGGAGAAGGAAUAUCGCGAGGGUCGCGACUGGAUAGAGCGCAAAUUUUCACUGGACAACAUCAGUGCGGAGUUGAGUGUUUUCGAGACGAACAUUCGAUUUGUGGGUGGCAUGCUGACACUGUACGCCUUCACGGGGGACCCACUGUACAAGGAGAAGGCCCAGCACAUCGCGGAUAAGCUGCUGCCCGCCUUCCAAACACCCACAGGGAUUCCCUACGCACUGGUCAACACCAAGAGCGGCGUGGCCAAGAACUACGGAUGGGCCUCCGGCGGCAGUUCCAUCCUUUCCGAAUUCGGCACCCUUCAUCUGGAGUUCGCCUAUCUGAGCGACAUUACCGGGAACCCACUGUACCGCGAACGAGUGCAGACCAUCCGCCAGGUGCUCAAGGAGAUUGAGAAGCCGAAGGGCCUGUACCCCAACUUUCUCAAUCCCAAGACAGGCAAAUGGGGACAGCUCCACAUGUCCCUGGGUGCCUUGGGCGACAGCUAUUACGAGUACUUGCUGAAGGCCUGGCUGCAAUCCGGCCAAACGGACGAGGAGGCUCGCGAGAUGUACGAUGAAGCGAUGCUGGCCAUUAUGGACAAUAUGGUGCGAACCAGUCCGGGCGGACUGACAUACGUCUCUGAUCUCAAGUUCGAUCGGUUGGAGCACAAGAUGGAUCAUCUGGCCUGCUUUUCGGGUGGCCUUUUCGCUUUGGGAGCUGCCACACGUCAAAAUGAUUAUACGGACAGGUACAUGGAGGCGGGCAAGGGUAUUACGAACACCUGCCACGAGAGCUACAUUCGAGCCCCCACACAGCUGGGUCCCGAGGCCUUCAGAUUCAGCGAAGCGGUGGAGGCGCGAGCACUGAGAUCGCAGGAGAAGUACUACAUUCUCCGGCCGGAGACCUUCGAGAGCUACUUCGUGCUGUGGCGCCUCACGCACGACCAGAAGUACCGCGACUGGGGCUGGGAGGCGGUCCUCGCCCUGGAGAAGCACUGCCGCACGGCGCACGGAUACUGUGGCCUGCGCAACGUCUACCAACAGGAGCCGCAGAAGGACGACGUCCAGCAGAGCUUCUUCCUCGCCGAAACGCUAAAGUACCUGUACUUGCUGUUCUCGGACGACUCUGUGCUGCCGCUGGACGAGUGGGUGUUCAACACGGAGGCCCAUCCGCUGCCGAUCAAGGGGGCGAAUGCGUACUACAGACAGGCGCCCGUAACGCUCCCGGUUUCGAAUGCCUCGUAAGCGGGCGCCACGCUGCGCCGCUGGCUUUUCGGCCUGUCCCUAGCAAUGCACCUUACUUAGCUCUCGAUACUUGCACACGUAUACGUGUACCAGAUCGUAACUCUUUUUUUUUCUUUGGGUAUAAGUUUUUAGUUAGUUUACGUGAUGUAAUGACAACUGCGUACGCAAGAUAUUGUAUGAAUACAAUCAGCCAGGCACACACACACACACACACACACGACACGAGAAACUUUCAAUGUAACAUAUUUAUAAAGCUUGCACAUAUAUAGGAACUUAAACUUAAACGAAUAUAUCGUAGUUUAGUCCAUAACUGUUUGCACAAGUUUCUCCGAGUCUCUCCUUUUGAUUUACCUAAUGGAAUAUUAUAAUCCAAAUAUUUGACAGAGGUGGACGGUGGGGCAGACCUCAAUUUCCAUUUAAAUGCGAAUAAUGUAGACGUAGGCAAACACUCUUGAUAUUAAUUAUGAUAUGAUAUAUGAUAUAUAUGUGUAAAUGUAAAACUCAGGUGUUCUAAUUAUGAUUUUCCUUGCGCUCACACAAGGCUCUUUCGCACUAACCAGCUACGUAACUAUCUCUACAAGCAUUCUACACGCUAUUCUCGAUCUGCGACUAUAUCUCUCUGUGGAUUUAUGGCGACUAUAGCGGGCAUUUCGACAGAUCUACUCUGCUGAUUUCCAAUUCGAAUCUUUGACCACUUUGUUUUGUACAUAAUUUCUAUUGACUUUCCUCGCAAAAUGAAGGCAGAAGAAAAUCGAAUUGAUAUUUAUACAAAUAUAUUCUUACACAAUAUAGUUUACUUUGUAGCCUAAAUAUUUAAAUAUAAAUCUAAUAUAUAGUCUAGCUUACUUUAUGUGACGAAACAAAUGUAACGCGAAAUACCUUAAAUCCAGAACAUCAAGCGAGACGAAAGUAAAGAAAAUAUUUAUAAAAAUAUAAUUAAAUAAAUAUAUAUUUGUAUUUAAUUAAAUCAAGUAAAACGUAGGCAAUUGUUAAAAUAAAUGAAUUAUACGAAGGCACGUGCCGAGCAAAUGGUAAUUUAAUUUUUAACAACUGUAAAGGUUUUUUAUAAUAAUAAUACCAACAAUAAUCAUAUUAAUAAUUCUAUGAAUAACUGUAACCCUUAGUCUAAGCCACAAGCAUCGCAUGAUAAAUGAAAUAUAGAAGUUAUUCAAUUGUUUUUUUUUUUUUAACAUACGCAGCUUGUGCUGUGUAAAGUGAUUUAAUAAACGUAAAAAUAAUAUAUAACAUAGGCUAAGACACUAAUGUAAAAUCGAAGAAUUUUAAACAAACAUUUUAACGAAAAAAAUAAUAUCAAAUUUAAUUAAAUUAAAUCGAAAAAAUGGAAAACAAAAACAGCAUAAAACAGGCGAAAAUGCUACACAAAAAUAGGGCGCUAAAAAGUAAAAUCGAAACUAACUAAGCAUAAAUUUAGUGUUUACAGCAACCUUUUUUUGUUUAGAUCAAAUUAGAAUCGAGGCAAAUAGCGAGAUGUAUAUUAUAUAUCGAAUGAUAAUGCCUAAUACCCAAAUUCAUACGGCAGUUUGUAAAUGCAACAUAUAUACAUUCAUCAACUGCAGUCCCUGAGCUGCUGGAGAUGACAACUGUAUUUUGCAUAAAUCAUAAGUUUAAUAAAGAUCUAAUAAUUAACUUA